Messenger RNA from Tilletiaria anomala UBC 951, 2232 nucleotides. Its product is annotated as glycoside hydrolase family 5 protein. Bases 1 to 2232 code for a protein of 743 amino acids. The record is from RefSeq and is a predicted model, not a curated record. Lineage: Eukaryota; Fungi; Basidiomycota; Exobasidiomycetes; Georgefischeriales; Tilletiariaceae. Gene Ontology annotation, biological process: glucan catabolic process. The transcript has 5 exons. Gene Ontology annotation, cellular component: extracellular region; cell surface. Gene Ontology annotation, molecular function: beta-glucosidase activity.
AUGGACCCAUCUAUACGCGAUUCCUACAUUCACGUUGGGCGCGAUACCGUUUUGCAGUCAUCGCCACUUAACAACAAGCAACUCCCCUUAUCAUCGUCCUAUUAUGCAGAAGCAGACCGUGCACCUGGCGUGGCGCGUUAUGCAGGACUUGGGGACGCGCAUAGGCGCCAAGAAGAUCACCGUGUGCACUACAGCCAACGAAAGAAGGCGGUCAUCGUUGGUAUCGUCGCAUUGAUCGUUGCUGCCGUCUGCGUGGCAGUCGUCGUGCCCGUAACUGAGCACUUUCUUAACAAACCAGAUACUUCUUCCGAGCCGGGAGGUAUCGUCGACAAGGAUGGAAAUGUGGUCGCAACGACUGGGGGAAAUGGCAGCGUGAUCAUACUCGAAGAUGGGACAAAAUACACGUACAUCAAUCCUUUCGGCGGGACGUGGAACAGCGGUCUGCUGAACAAUUCAGCUCAAGCACAAUGGUACACUCCGCCGCUGUCAGAAGAAUUUCACUUUGGCGGCAAGCAAGGCAACCGGCGGAGACAGGGAAGCAGGGCAUCAGGUAGCUCGGAAAAUGGUAGUUCUGGUCGCAUCAUCGGCGUCAAUGUCGGCGGGUGGCUCGUUACGGAGCCAUUUAUCGUUCCUGCACUCUAUGAACCAUACGCAAAUGGCCCGAAUGCCGCGGUAGAUGAGUUCACUCUGUCUCAACAGUGGCUGAAAGAAGGCGGCCUAGCCAGACUGAAGCAAAAGCUGACCCAGCAUUACGAUACCUUCAUUACCGAGCGCGAUUUCGCGGAUAUCGCCUGCGCAGGCUUGAACUGGGUCCGUUUGCCCAUCGGCUUCUGGGCGCUCGAGACGAUUGACGACGAGCCGUUUUUGGAGGGUGUCAGCUGGCAGUACUUCCUCAAGGCCAUCCAAUGGGCGCGCAAAUACGGCCUUCGCAUCAACCUGGAUUUGCAUGCUGUACCCGGCAGCGCCAACUCUUUCAAUCAUGGGGGCAAGCUUGGACCCACGCCGCCUAGUACUGUCGGCAUUAAUUUCCUACAAGGUCCUGCAGGCCUUGUCAAUGCCCAACGUGCCCUCAAUUACAUUCGCAUCAUCACUGAGUUCAUCUCACAGCCCGAAAUCGCGCCCGUCGUUCCCAUGUUCACCGUAAUCAAUGAGCCGUAUCUUCCAACAGCCAUUGGAGUACCUGCGCUGUCUGCUUGGUAUGCCGAGCUAUAUUCAGAAAUCCGCAAUAACAUCACUGGCCUAGGAAAAGGUCAUGGACCGUUCAUUGGCAUGCACGACGGUUUCCUAGGUCUUCGACAGUGGGAAAAUUACAUGCCUGGGGCCGACCGAAUCGGCUGGGACGUGCAUCCAUACAUCGCUUUCGGACCAAAAUAUACUGAUGACUUCUCCAAAAUUGUCCCGGGCUUUUGCAACGCGUAUGGGCCUCAGAUAGACCGAGCUCUGGCGAACAACGGCCUAUCUUUCGCGGGGGAAUGGUCACCCGCUGUCAAUGACUGUGGAUUAUAUCUCAAUGGAGUCGGGCUUGGCACGCGAUAUGAAAAUACCUAUCAGGGUAAUGGUAAUGUCUACGGUAACUGUACCAAGUGGACAGAUUGGACAAAGUGGGAUGAAACUAUGAAGUCAAGCAUUCGACAAUUCGCGGAAGUCUCAAUGGAUUCAUUAAAGAACACUUUCUUCUGGAGUUGGAAGAUCGGCAACUCUUCCCAAUCUGGCCGAGUCGAGGCGCCCACAUGGUCUUAUCAGCUUGGCCUUCAGCAAGGCUGGCUACCAACCGACCCGUACCAUGCCGGCAGCAAUGCAUGCUCUUCGGCUGCAAGUUCAUAUUCUGCAAGCAUCGCAGCUACCACGAGCUGGUCAAGCACUUUUGAAGGAUGGAAGACAGGCGAUACGGCAGCUCCGUACACCGCAAAUCCAAGCGCAUAUCCUUGGCCACCUUCUUCCAUCUCUGGCGCAGGGGUGGCCGUUACCAACAUGCCAUCGUACACUCGCACUGGAUCAAUCUCUAAAGCACCACCGCCCGCAUGGACGGAGUCGCAAUCGCGGAAACCAAAUCCGACCAUCUCGAAUUGGGCCCAGAAAAGCGACAAUGCACCAAUGUACGUCAAAGUGAAAGGCUGCAGCUAUCAGCUAGAUCAGUACUCUGUUUCAGGCAUUCCAGGGUCGUGGCCUUGUUCUGGCAGCGCAAUGUCCAAGCGCAAAACCACUUCCAUCCCUACACCUACGACCACUUAG